AUGACUCGACCGACUGGCAGAGGUCACAUACAUAAGCACUCAAGCCCUCCCCGCAUCCCGGAGAACGGAGUGAAAGAAGUGAAAAUAAUAGGGGGUCUCUACGCCUGGCUGACCGUGCUCGGCUCCUUCUGCAUCACGACGGCCGUGUACGGACUGAGCAACUCGGUGGGGGUGAUCCAGCCGUUCUGGGCCCGCCACCAGCUGGCGGGCUACCCCGUGCAAGACAUCGCCUGGAUCUCGGGCGCCAACAUCUUCCUGUGCCUGUUCCUGGGCGUGCAGGUUGGGCCCUGGUUCGACCGGUUUGGCCCGCGAUGGAUCCUCGCGCUCGGCAGCCUCGUCUACGCCGGCGGUCUGGUCGGCUUGGCUUUUCUGCCGCAGGAUGCUGCGGAUGGUUAUAGUGAUGCCAGUGGCGGUGAUGGUGGAGGGCUGCAGCUGGGAGGCGCCGCGCUGUUCGCCCUACUGAUGGUCCUGUGGGGCGUCGUCAUGGGUGCCGGCGCCGCCCUGUGCUGCACCGUUGCGCUGUCGGUGCUGGCGCACUGGUUUGAGCGCAGGCGGGGCCUCGCCGCGGGCAUUGUUUUUGUCGGGAGCAGCGUGGGCGGCGCAAUCUUUCCACUUGUGCUGAGGUCUACGCUCGAGGGCAUGGGAUGGGCGUGGAGUAUGAGGAUCCUGGUGUUUAUCGUGGCAGCGCUGUUGGUGGUUGGGAAUGUGCUGAUUCGAGGGAGGAUCAAGGGGAAGAAGGGAUCUGGGACGGUGGAUUUCAGGUGCUUCAAGGACUGGAGGUUUGUCUGGACAACGAUCGGGGUUACCAGUGCGUUGCUGGGCUCAGGGGUUGGCAGGCUUGCAGCCGGCGCCAUCUCAGACAGGAUCGGUCGGUUCAACACCAUGAUCCUGACCACGCUGUUUUCCAUUAUCACGACGUUUGCCGUCUGGCUCCUGGUGGAGCCACACAGAAUGUGGCUGUUUUACCUGUUUUCUAUCCUGUUCGGCUUUGGGACUGGCUGUGUAAUCAGCCUCGGGCCAGUGUGUGUAGGACAGUGA
Canariomyces notabilis is the source of this 1038-nucleotide messenger RNA. Its product is annotated as MFS general substrate transporter. The transcript has 4 exons. Gene Ontology annotation, cellular component: membrane. Lineage: Eukaryota; Fungi; Ascomycota; Sordariomycetes; Sordariales; Chaetomiaceae. Gene Ontology annotation, molecular function: transmembrane transporter activity. Gene Ontology annotation, biological process: transmembrane transport. Bases 1 to 1038 code for a protein of 345 amino acids. The record is from RefSeq and is a predicted model, not a curated record.